AUUAUGGAGCAGACUUUUCGUUCACAUCUGAACCUUUCCUAACUUGUCCGAGUAAUAAGUAUUUUUAACAAAUCAUGCAGUUUUCAUUUAUAUGACUAUAAGCGAAAGAAAUAAGAGUUAGAGAGAGAAAGGGAUAGAGAUGGAGAUCGAAAGCCAUUCUCACUCUACUGGUGUACAAGGUUCACUUUCUCUUGAAUCUGAACCCAAGAAACCUGCAGGUGGAUGGAGAGCCGUUAAGUACAUUCUUGGAAAUGAAUCGUUUGAGAAAUUGGCAUCGAUGAGCCUUGUGGCAAACAUCACAGUGUAUCUACGUACGAAAUACAACUUGAAUGGCAUACUUCUUGUUAAUGUGGUUACGAUAUGGUCUGGUAGUUCCAAUCUCUCGUCGAUAGUCGGUGCCAUAAUCUCCGAUGUUUGUCUGGGAAGAUUUCUCACUCUCCUCAUUGGCACCAUUUGCUCGCUAUUGGGCAUGGUUGGUAUGACCUUAACAGCAAGUAUAACUCAACUAAGGCCUCCAGAAUGCAAUGAGCAAUCUCCAUGCAAACAGCCCCAAAAAUGGCAGCUUGGUUUCCUAUUUACCGCUCUCGGAAUGAUUGCAGUUGGAGCAGGGUGCAUUAGGCCAUGCAACAUUGCUUUUGGGGCUGAUCAAUUUGAUACAAAAACUGAGAAAGGAAGAGCCCAGCUUGAAAGCUUCUUCAAUUGGUGGUAUUUGUUAUUCACCGUAGCCCUCGUGAUAGCCCUAACCGGGGUCGUCUACAUUCAAACGAAUAUCAGCUGGAUAAUAGGUUUCACUAUCCCAACAGCUUGUCUUGCCAUUUCAAUCACGAUUUUCUUGAUUGGUCAACAUACUUACAUAUACAAGAAGACUCGGGGAAGUGUUUUUAUAGACAUGGCAAAGGUAGUUGCAGCUUCUUUUAGGAAACGAAAGAUAAACCUCAGAUCAGGUGAUAAUCAGCACUCUUUCUAUGACCCUGUGCAAGAACAGGAAACGGAAAUAGCUAACCUGACGAAACUGAAAAGGUUUAACUGCCUUGACAAGGCUGCUGUGAUAACAGAUCCAGGGGAAUUGGAUGCACAAGGUAUGCCUAAAAAUAGUUGGAAAUUGUGCAGUGUACAACAGGUACAACAAUUGAAGUGUUUGGUUGGAAUUAUACCAGUAUGGUUUUCAGGCAUUGGCUGUUUCCUAGUCAUGGACCAGCAAAGCACAUUUGGAGUCCUGCAAGCAAUUCAAAUGAACAGGUCAGUUGGGAAUCAUUUCAAAAUUCCACCUGCUUGGUUGUCCAUAACAUCGAUGAUUGCACUCUCUAUCUGGAUAUACAUUUACGAAGGAAUAUACAUCCCCAAUGCUAAGAAAAUAUUGAAAAGGCGUUCAAGGUUAAUGCUGCAGCACAGGAUUGGAAUCGGGAUUGUUAUGUCAAUCCUCUGCAUGGUGGUAGCUGGAGUUGUUGAAAAGAGGCGCCGAGAACUAGCUAUAAGGCAAGGUUCUUUCACCUCCCCAGUUCAUGUUUUAGUCCUCAUGCCUCAGUUUAUCCUAUCUGGCCUUACAGAAGCUUUUUCUGCUGUUGCUAUAAUGGAAUUUGUCACAGUACAAAUGCCAGAAAGCAUGAGAAGUGUUGCGGGUUCAAUUUUUUUUCUCAGCCUGUCAAUUGCAAGCUACCUAAGUGCCCUCAUUGUCAAUGUAAUACACACUGUAACUGGACGAAACAGAAAAUCACCAUGGCUUGGGGGACAUGAUCUUAACAAGAACAGGCUCGAUUAUUACUAUUACAUUAUUGCUACUCUAGGAGCCAUCAACUUGAUAUAUUUCACUUUCUUUGCAAGCAGUUAUGUGCCUUGUCACAAAGCUGUAAAAGUUGCAGAAGAAUCGCAGUUACAGAACUCAGCCAAUCAAUUAGAGGCUAGAGAUUUUCCACCGAAUGAGAUUAUGCAGGACGAGGAAAGAGGAUUAGACGCAAGGACAACAUAAAUAGAGAAACUGCUUUGCUUUGCCGAGAGAUUGUUUCUUUGCGGUUGGCUUUGAGUAAUCUGUAAAUACCACUCGUGGUGGUGGAUUGCUUAAUUUGCUUCAGAAGAAUGCAAUUCAAUAUCACACAAAUUCUUGCUAUAAAUCAUAACUAUGAAAAUAUAUGUUGCAAGCAUAGAUUAUUUUGGAAAAGCUGUGGGAUGUCUCUUCCCCGGUAUAACUAAUUUUUGUUCAUGAAUGAUGAGAAACGUUUGAAGUUGGUUGCCCCUCAUUGAAUUUGAUUGAGGAAAGAUUGAUAAUCCAAUGUUAAUUGAUGAAAGGUCGUGACACUAAACAAAUUGAUCCAGAUUAGGACUCUGAUAAAUUAAAUAGAGUCAAGGAUUAAACGGUUAAAAUAGGGUCAAACCAUAGGUCAAAAAUAAUUAAAUAAAUAAAUGCACCCAGAUUGCCCAAAAGACAUUGUAGAUUGCAACAAAGCUAACAACCUGAUGAUGAGCAGUGAGAUCAAUCGUAUGAAAGGUGACGAGAAUAAGAGAUAAGUACUCUUAAAAUCAUAUUGAUAAUGGGGUAGUUGGAAAAGAAAAAUCAUAUGCAACAUGAUUGAGGAAAUGAAAUAACAGUACUACGCCCAAUCUGGACAAGAAUCAAAGUAUAUUGAACUAAAAUUUUCGCAACGUAGUAUAUUCAUAUUGCAACAUUUUAUCGAACACUUGGUAUGCAAAAAUUGUAGGUAAUGCAAACACAAAAAGAAUAACAGCACUGUGUUCCUAUUUACUGAAGUCAACAAGGAUAUGGGGAAUAUGAUAUACAGACGGACCAAAUAUACAUAAAAAAAAAAAUAAUAAUAAAAAAAUAAAAUAAAAAGGAACAUGAA
Olea europaea var. sylvestris is the source of this 2837-nucleotide messenger RNA. RefSeq names its product protein NRT1/ PTR FAMILY 2.8. The transcript is spliced from 3 exons. Gene Ontology annotation, cellular component: plasma membrane. Gene Ontology annotation, biological process: transmembrane transport. NCBI's taxonomy places the organism in Eukaryota, Viridiplantae, Streptophyta, Magnoliopsida, Lamiales, Oleaceae. Gene Ontology annotation, molecular function: transmembrane transporter activity. The coding region runs from base 140 to 1966 and encodes 608 amino acids. The record is from RefSeq and is a predicted model, not a curated record.